This is a messenger RNA of Rhinichthys klamathensis goyatoka, 1639 nucleotides long. It is a transcript of the gene ogna, whose product is annotated as osteoglycin, paralog a. Bases 178 to 1023 code for a protein of 281 amino acids. Gene Ontology annotation, molecular function: protein binding. NCBI's taxonomy places the organism in Eukaryota, Metazoa, Chordata, Actinopteri, Cypriniformes, Leuciscidae. The transcript has 6 exons. The record is from RefSeq and is a predicted model, not a curated record.
AAGGUCUGUUCCAUAAACUCCCACUUAAGGAUCUCCUCUGGCAGCCUGUGGUGGGGCUUAAAAUCCUGAUUUGACAGAUCACAUUUUACUCACAGGCACCAAGAAAAUAGCCAAACACUGCCUGCACUGCGCUUCUGCUCUUUAACGUGGCAGAACACAUCCCAGUCUUCAGAUACAAUGGGGACAAGGCUGAGAAUGCUUAUUUCAGCAGUCAUAUUGGCAUCAUGGGUGCUCUCAGCAUCUGGUGCACACUACCACAAUCCCAGGCAUCACAGACUGGAGGAUGUAGCACUUACUGAGGGAAUCGAUAUAAGAGCACAGAGGAAUAAGAGAGCGACAGCCGACACCCCAGAUGACUCCAGUCCAAUGGCGCCUGUGGGAGACCCUUCAGACCUUCCAACUUGUCUACUGUGUGUGUGUCUAACUGGAUCUGUCUACUGUGAGGAGGUCGACCCAGAUAUGACAUCAGUGCCUGCUCUGCCCAAGGAGACAAACUACCUCUACGCGCGGUACAACAAGAUAAAAAAGAUAACAGCUAAAGAUUUCGGAGAUAUCGUGACUCUAAAGAGAAUCGACUUCACUGGAAACAUCAUUUCUGAGAUUGAAGAUGGUGCGUUUGCUAAGCUCACCAUGCUAGAAGAACUCUCGCUAGGCGAAAACCAACUGGUCAAGCUACCAAUGCUACCAACAAAAUUAAUCUCAUUUAACGCUAAUCACAACAAGCUGAGAACCAAAGGAAUCAAGGCUAAUGCUUUCAAGAAAUUAAACAAAUUAACACAUCUGUAUCUUGCUCACAAUGAACUGGAGGCCGUUCCUCUCAUUCCAGAGACUGUCCGCACACUUCACCUUCAGAACAAUAACAUUUCAGCUGUGACUGUGGACACCUUCUGCAAAGGUAACGACACUUACUACAUCCGCCCCAACAUGAACGAGAUCCGCAUGGAUGGAAAUCCUGUCAUCCUCAGCCAGUACCCCAACAGUUUCAUAUGCCUGCAGUCUCUGCCAAUUGGGCGAUACCAAUGAAAACAGAAUCAAAGGUACAACGCUGCGAGAAGUCCUUGGAUAGCCAAUGAUGAUGACUAAAACCGAGAAGGAAAAGUCAUUCAAUCUCCUGGUGCCUGUGCACAAUUGAGUGUACAAAAGGUUAAUACCAUGAGAAUCUGUACUAUAUAUCUAAUUAUAUAACAGCUGCCCAAACACUUAGAUUUCCUCUUGAUAUUGACUUUGUAGAUGAACCUGAAACUCAAGUCUUUGAAAGAAUAACUUUAUAUCCCUUGUAAAUAACCACUGGAGGCUACUGCUUAGUAAAAUGUGAGAUCAUGAAAAGCAGCAGUCAAGCUUCUAGUAUUCCUCAGAACUCUGUGAAUUUCUGACACUUUCUAGUACUGUUAAAAAGUCUUACUUUGGCUGAAAUUAAGAUGCCUGCUAAGUUAAUUAGGGGGCGAGGAACCCAUACCAAGUUCCAAGACGCUGGUCUUUCUCAACUGACCUUUUCAUUAAUUGUUUGAAUAUUAUUUAUAUGCUAAAUUUGUAAUUACUACCUAUGUGUGAAUUAAACAUGAAUAUACUGUACAGUAAAACAUUGUAUGAAAUCAACAUAUGUUCACUUUAGUUGUUCAAAUACACUUUUUUCUAAAAA